This is a messenger RNA of Lachancea meyersii CBS 8951, 3807 nucleotides long. Lineage: Eukaryota; Fungi; Ascomycota; Saccharomycetes; Saccharomycetales; Saccharomycetaceae. The record is from the annotation of a GenBank genome assembly.
AUGGCGUCGCCAGAUGUAUCACUCGAGGAGCUUUUUCAACGCCUGAAAGAGCUAGAUCAUAAUGGGUCCGAAAAGUUUGAAGACGUGAUGACGAAAACCACUACAAACGAGUAUUCUGAAGCUGCAAGCAGCAAGGAAGUGUUAGACAGAUUUCUUCAACCUUCGAACGUUUUGCCCUGGAAGUUGCUAGAUCUGUUCCAAGAAGUGCCCGAAAUGAACUUUAUGGAGGACAGUGACCGUCCUGGAAGUGCCGAUUACGACUACAAAGAGUUUUUGCAGAUUCCGGACUUUAUCAAAAGAACAGCUUACCACUUCAAGAGGAGGGGUAUCGAGGGUAAAAUUGAGGGAUAUAAGGAAUCGGUCAAAUUAGAGGAAGUUGCUAAUGCCAAUGCCUCAAAUUCAUUGUCUCUUUCUAGAAAAAUCAACGCUGAGAGCAAUAUGAUCAGAGGCUCCAGCAAUCAGUUGCCGUUCACUCCCGGUGGCCUGACCAUGUCUACGUUGGGUCAAACCAGCGGUGUGUCAAGUAUGGCCAAUGCCACCAAGCUAUUGCAUCGGGACGAAGAGGGGUUGUUUGAUGUUCCACCAGGUCUCGAGCGAGGCAUCAUUCCACAGGUUUUGACCGCUGGAGAUUCUGACCAAAUAGAAGGCGUCAAUGCUUUGAAUAGUAUUGAUAAUGAAUUGGAGAACUUGCAGGAAAUCACAGAACGUCGUCAAAGGGAAGAGGAACUUUUGGAACAGAAGGCCUCCGAUCUCAUUAUUGCUAAUAAGCACGAUGAUAACGCAGAUGCGGGAAUCGACGAUUUGCUUCCUAUAGGGAUUGAUUUCGGACGCACUAUUCGAAAGACAAAGAAUGAGCUGGGACGCAAAGAUUGGGCCCAUGUUGUGGACCUAAAUCACAAAAUUGAUAAUUUCGAAGAGCUGGUUCCAAACCCUGCCAGAACCUGGCCUUUUGAGUUGGAUGUCUUUCAAAAAGAAGCUGUCUAUCACUUGGAACAGGGUGACUCCGUCUUUGUAGCCGCGCAUACGUCUGCUGGUAAAACUGUGGUAGCAGAAUACGCUAUUGCGAUGGCAAAGCGGAAUAUGACGAAAACGAUCUACACCUCCCCUAUUAAAGCUUUAUCGAAUCAGAAGUUCAGAGAUUUCAAAGAAGAUUUCGAAGACGUCGACGUCGGUUUGAUUACAGGUGACGUCCAGAUCAACCCCGAGGCAAACUGUCUUAUCAUGACUACCGAAAUUUUAAGGUCGAUGCUCUACCGUGGCGCUGAUUUGAUCAGAGAUGUCGAGUUUGUGAUCUUCGAUGAAGUACACUACGUUAAUGAUCAAGAUCGAGGCGUUGUAUGGGAAGAAGUCAUUAUUAUGCUUCCACAGCAUGUUAAGUUUAUCUUACUAUCUGCUACGGUUCCCAACACUUUUGAAUUCGCCAAUUGGAUUGGUAGGACAAAGCAAAAGAACAUAUAUGUCAUCUCUACGCCUAAAAGACCAGUGCCACUGGAGAUAAACGUUUGGGCCAAGGAAAAGUUAAUACCUGUCAUAAACGAGAAAAGAGAGUUUCUUGAGGCUAACUUUAAGCUGCACAAGGAGCUUGUGGCUGGGAAGAGCGCUGCUCCUGGCAAAAGUACUUCCUCCACUGCAAGUCGCAGCCGUGGUGGAAGCGCUCGUGGUGGUGCUACUAACCGUGGUGGACCUAUGCGCGGCGGUUCUCGCGGGGGGUCCCGCGGUGCCGGUGCGGUGGGAUCUAACAGAAGCGACUUUUUCAAAAGAAGUGGCCCAAACAAAAAGACGUGGUCAAAUCUCGUCAAUUACCUUAAGGCCAAUGAGUUACUUCCAGCUGUAAUCUUCGUCUUUAGUAAGAAGCGAUGCGAGGAUUACGCAGACUGGUUGGAUGGUGUCAAUUUCUGCGCCAGUAAAGAGAGGUCGCAGAUUCGUAUGUUUAUCGACAAGUCAAUAACGCGGCUUAAGAAGGAAGACAGAGAACUUCCUCAGAUUACAAAAAUAAAAUCCCUAUUAGAGAGGGGUAUUGCUGUGCAUCACGGCGGUCUUCUACCCAUUGUUAAAGAACUGAUCGAAUUGUUAUUUGCUAAGGGACUCGUCAGGGUGUUGUUUGCUACAGAAACCUUCGCCAUGGGAUUGAAUCUACCAACCAGAACUGUCGUUUUUAGCGAAAUUCAAAAACAUGACGGUAAUAGUCUAAGAAAUCUAAGCCCAGGUGAGUUCACGCAAAUGGCGGGAAGAGCAGGUCGUAGAGGUUUAGACAAGACCGGAACAGUCGUUGUCAUGUCUUAUACUUCACCUUUAGAGCAGGCUUCAUUCAAAGAGGUUGCGCUUGGUGUCCCGACCAGGUUACAAUCUCAAUUCAGAUUGACUUACAACAUGAUUUUAAACCUUUUGAGAAUUGAAGCUCUUCGAGUUGAGGAGAUGAUAAAGUAUUCUUUUAGCGAGAAUAGUAAGCAAACCUUACUGCCGGAGCAUGAAAACCAAAUCAAGAGCUUACAAAGCCAGUUGGAUAGUAUACAGUUCUACGAUGGUACCGACCAAGAAGAGCUGGAUAAGGCUUUAGAUGCAAUUAUACGGUACAAGGAGUGCACAAAGGACAUGAUGAAGGAGCUUGCAGGCGGAAGCAGUGUGUUCCGCGUCCUAAACGUUGGCCGAUUGAUUCUUUUCAGGGACGAGAAUGAUAAUGCGAAGCUGGGUUUUGUGUUUAGAAACUUACCAAAAGAGGGUCAAGUUGUUGUCAUGACUGUGACGAAGGCCAAUACGCUUGAGAAUGGUCAGCCCAAUCACCUGCCAUUCUUCUCAGGAAUUCCAAACUUCAUCAGAAAUAACUACAGAAACUUCGAAGAGACUGAUUUUUACAUGGAAACUGUCGCGAUGGAGAAUAUCGAGAUGGUAAGCGCGUUUACUCUGGAUGUUUCCAUGACGGAUAUCAUGAAGCAAGAGCCAGAGGUUUUGGAGAAGUUCAAGAGUGAGGUGUCGCUCAUUUUGAGAAUAUCCAAAAAGCUGAAAGAGACGAAGUAUGAGAAGAAGGGCAGUUUGAAGAUUCAUCAGGCUGUCUUGGACAGAGAAAAGAUAAAGGCGGAAAUCGCUUCAUUAGAAUGCUUGAAAGCUCCAAAUUUCUCAGUGCAGUUUUCGCCAAAAUACAAGGAGUUUGAAAUCCAGAGACAAAUAAAGGAGCUCUACCAUUUGAUGUCUGAUCAAAACUUGAGCCUGCUUCCGGACUACGAGCAGCGUCUCUCCGUCUUGAAAGAUGCAGGAUUUAUUGAUCAAGGUCAUAAUGUUUUGCUAAAGGGACGUGUUGCGUGUGAGAUCAAUUCUGGCUACGAACUUGUUUUAACAGAGUUAAUUCUCGACAACUUUUUGGGUGACUUCGAGCCGGAAGAGAUUGUGGCGCUACUUUCAGUUUUCGUCUAUGAGGGUAGAACUAGAGAAGAGGAGCCCGCGGUGGUUACUCCUCGAUUGGCAAAGGGUAAGAGUAGAAUCCAAGAAAUCUACCAGGCCAUGUUAGACGUGUACGAAAAGCAUCAGAUUCCGCUAACGAAAGAGGAAGCGGAGUUUUUGGAGAAAAAACGAUUCGCACUCAUGAACGUAGUGUACGAAUGGGCCAGAGGACUUUCAUUCAAGGAGAUCAUGGAGAUGAGCGUCGAGUCUGAAGGUACUAUAGUGAGGGUCAUCACCCGUCUAGAUGAAAUUUGUCGGGAAGUGAAAACGGCUUCAAUCAUCAUUGGAAACUCUACCUUGCAUAUGAAGAUGUCUCAAGCCCAAGAAUUGAUUAAGAGAGACAUCGUGUUUGCCGCAAGUUUAUAUCUGUGA